UUUUUUUUAGUUCUCGCUAUGUUGCCUGGGCUGCCUUGGGUGAUCCUUCCGCCUCAGCCUCCCAAAGUGUUAUCAUCCCCUUUAUGACAUUACCUCUGUGACCUACCUCACUACCCCUCUGAAUUAGAUGUUCCCUCCUCCAGGGCACAUGGCUAUGUUCUAGCUUUGCAGUGAAUGUUAAAGGUGGUCACAGUGAAACUGGGUGACUAAUAGGGUAUAGCAGCUGGUCACUCAACAACCCUCACAGGAGAGCAUUGCCUGGGUGAGCCAGCCACAACCCUCAUUUGUCACGUAUCUCUCUCCCAGGGUCCAAAUUCCCUAAAUCACCUCUCCUGGAUGUGCUUUUUGGGAAGUCCAGCCAUCAGCUAAAGGGGGUUGGGGUCAGCUGGACAGAAAGGUGGGGGAUCCACCUUCAUUUAAGAGCACAUCUCCCCAGUGACUAACAAAGCUGGGCUCUGACCAGGGUACUCUCUUCAACUCUGCCUGCAUGGGCACUGCUAGAGUUGGCCUCUCAAACUGUCCCUGUGUGGUCCUUCUGUGACUAACAGGCAACCUUCUGUGUGAUAACAUACAGGUGUUUAAGAGACAGGCUUUGGAGUCAGACCUGGGUUGCAAUGCUGCCUCUGCUCUGUGAUUUGAGGCAAAUUGUUUAACAUCUUGGAACCUUAUCUCCCCUGUGACUUUUGAGGAUAAUACUUUGCCAGUGCUUCCAAAAAGGUUGCUUACAGUCUUAGCCUGGGGGCCAGGCAUAACUGUUCUGAUCUGUUACAUUUCUUUCACAGUUGACUCAAAUGAUGAUCAGUUUUUCCAUUUCCAAGUUCCUGGGGAGGGUGUGCUCUGCACUUUCGUGUUACCCCCAUAUGCUGCCCUCGCUAAGGACCUUACCCUAGGCCCAUCUGCCAGGCCCGGCAGGUCUGAUCUGUCCUCGCCAGGCUCCAGCCACUCUGGCUGUCUUGUAGUUCUUAACCCUUCUCGGCUGUUGCUGGGACUGUUUGUUCCCUGAAGUGCUGUUCCUCCCCUUUCCCUGGUGACUCCUGACUCCUCGCAUUUACAUCUUCAGCUUAAAUGUGUCACCUCUUCAGAGAGGACAUCCUCUACCUCCACUUUAUCUAAAAUGCGUCCUCUUCCUGGUUUCACCUCUGCUUGUUCAUUGCCCUUAUUAUACCUGUAACUAUUCCCUUCCUUUGUUACUUUUUAUUCCCCUCACUGGGCUGUAAGCUCCAUGAGGUCAGGGGCCAUUUGUUAGCGCCUAUAAAUACUGUAGAAUCGCUCAAACCCCAGGGCCGGUGGCACCAGGAAGUACUGGAUAAGGAACCGCGACACUAACUGGGGCUCAGUGCUCUCUUCCGCCUUCAGUGCUCCACUCAUCAAGGGUGUGGGUGAGGCCCCAGGUCCUGAGGAAGCCCUCGCUUGACUGCCCCGGGACCCACCGCAGCCCCCAACCAACCCCGAGCGGUCUGAUGGUGCCCAGGGAAUGGUUUCCAAGGCAAUAGCAAACGGGGCGGGGCUUGGAACGGAGGACAAGGCUCGAGCCUAGGCAGGACCUUCCCGGGAGAGGAGGCAGCGACGCGGAGGGGAGGCGGGAUCAGGGGCGCUGGGAGGGCGAGCACAGCGAGGGGCGCAUGCAGGGCCCCGACGCGCCGCUGCUCCUGAGCGCUGGGGAGCUGGGGCCCGGGCGCCGGGUCUCGGCCUCCUGGUACCGCCAGGGGGGCGGCCCGGUGUGCAACUGGCUGCGAAAGCCGCAGCCGCUCGAGCCACGCACCAGUUUCCCCUUGGCCCGCCGCUCCGAGUUCCGUCCACGCAGGAGGCUGCCAUGGCCCGGCCCUGCCUCCGCCCAGCCCGAGGAGGGUCACGCAGGCGGUAGAUGCCAGGCGGGCAGCCCCGCUCCUGCGCGCCGCCUCGGCCGCGCCUUCAAGACGCUGGUCCCAGGCACCCAUGCCCAGGGCGCCGCGGAUCCCCGCCCCCUCGGCCCCCCGCACACCCCGGUCCUGGAUGACCCCUCUCCGCAGGAUGGUUUCCCAGUCCUCUGGCGAGGAUCCUCCAAGGCGUCUCACAUGAACCGGCUCAGAAACGCCAAAAUCUACGUGGAGAGAGCUGUCAAGCAGAAGAAGAUCUUUACAAUCCAAGGCUGCUACCCAGUGAUCCGGUGUCUCUUGCGCCGGAGGGGCUGGGUGGAGAAGAAGAUGGUCCAUCGCUCAGGCCCCACCCUGCUGCCACCCCAGAAGGAUCUGGAUAGCUCAGCGAUGGGUGACAGUGACACCACUGAGGAUGAGGAUGAAGAUGAGGAUGAGGAGUUCCAGCCACCACAGCUGUUCGACUUGGAUGAUUUACUGAAAUUUGAUGACCUAGAUGGAACACAUGCUCUGAUGGUGGGUCUAUGUCUCAAUCUCCGGAAUUUGCCGUGGUUUGAUGAGGUUGAUGCCAAUUCCUUCUUCCCACGCUGCUACCGCCUGGGGGCUGAGGAUGACAAAAAAGCCUUCAUAGAGGACUUCUGGCUGACAGCUGCCCGCAACGUUCUCAAGCUGGUGGUGAAGUCUGAGUGGAAGUCAUACCCUAUCCAGGCAGUAGAGGAAGAGGCCUCAGGAGACAAGCAGCGCAAGAAACAGGAGAAAAACCCAGUGUUGGUGUCCCCAGAGUUUGUGGAUGAAGCUCUGUGUGCGUGCGAGGAGUACCUUAGCAACCUGGCCCACAUGGACAUCGACAAGGACCUGGAGGCCCCACUGUACCUCACCCCUGAGGGCUGGUCCCUCUUCCUCCAGCGCUACUACCAAGUGGUCCACGAAGGGGCAGAACUCAGGCACCUCGACACUCAGGUCCAGCGCUGUGAGGACAUCCUGCAGCAGCUGCGGGCCGUAGUACCCCAGAUAGACAUGGAAGGGGAUCGCAACAUCUGGAUUGUGAAGCCGGGAGCCAAGUCCCGCGGACGAGGCAUCAUAUGCAUGGACCACCUGGAGGAGAUGCUGAAGCUAGUGAAUGGCAACCCCAUGGUGAUGAAGGACGGCAAAUGGGUGGUGCAGAAGUAUAUUGAGCGGCCCCUGCUCAUCUUUGGCACCAAGUUUGACCUGAGACAGUGGUUCCUGGUAACUGACUGGAACCCACUUACUGUGUGGUUCUACCGCGACAGCUAUAUCCGCUUUUCCACACAGCCCUUCUCCCUGAAGAACCUGGACAACUCAGUGCACCUGUGUAACAACUCCAUCCAGAAGCACCUGGAGAACUCAUGCCAUCGGCAUCCACUGCUUCCCCCAGACAACAUGUGGUCCAGCCAGAGGUUCCAGGCCCACCUGCAGGAGAUGGGGGCCCCAAAUGCUUGGUCCACCAUCAUCGUGCCUGGCAUGAAGGAUGCUGUAAUCCACGCACUUCAGACCUCCCAGGACACUGUGCAGUGUCGGAAGGCCAGCUUUGAGCUCUAUGGUGCUGACUUUGUGUUCGGGGAGGACUUCCAGCCCUGGCUGAUUGAGAUCAACGCCAGCCCCACCAUGGCGCCCUCCACGGCAGUCACAGCCCGGCUCUGUGCUGGCGUGCAAGCUGACACCCUGCGCGUGGUCAUUGACCGGCGGCUGGACCGUAACUGUGACACAGGAGCCUUUGAGCUCAUCUAUAAGCAGCCUGCUGUGGAGGUGCCCCAGUAUGUGGGCAUCCGGCUCCUGGUAGAGGGCUCCAGCAUCAAGAAGCCCAUGGCGAUGUGUCAUCGGCGGAUGGGGGUCCGCCCAGCAGUCCCUCUGCUGACCCAGCGAGGCUCUAGGGAAGCCCCUCACCACUUCCCCAGCCUCCACACCAAGGCCCAGCUGCCUUCUCCCCAUGUACUCCGACACCAGGGCCAGGUCCUCAGACGACAGCACAGCAAGCUGGUGGGCACUAAGGCCCUGUCGACCACAGGCAAGGCCUUGAUGACUCUACCCACGGCCAAGGUCUUCAUUUCCCUCCCACCUAACCUUGAUUUCAAGGUGGCACCCAGCAUCCUGAAGCCAAGAAAGGUGGGCCUCGACCUGUGGCUCACACCCAGUGGACCGUGCUGAGCAUGGGGUCAGGGCUGGAGGUCACAGGCAGACGGCAGCUCCCAGGCUGGCUGGCACCCCAAGGGAAGAGCUUGUCUCCCUCAGAAGCCCCUUCCUCAACAGACUUCUGACCGUCUCCCUCUUCUCCCCUCCUUUCACACUGAGGCUCCUGCUCUCUUGUGCCUCCGAGGCCCCCAGCUGGAAGUGCCUUGUUGCCUCUGCCCUUUGAAGUCGGAACAAUUCCUAGCACCCGUAGGAAGGUCAAGGCCAAAGGCAAGUUCAAGGCCAAACUGCGACAAACCCAGGGCUGAGGCGUGCCCCAUGAAGAGGCUGAGCCCCCUGAAACCCCUGCCCCUUGUUGGUACAUUCCAGAGGCACAGGGGCCUGGGGGUAUGAAGCUAGGGAAGCCCCUGCUUCGAUUCCCCACUGCCCUUGUCCUGGAUCCAACACCAAAUAAAAAGAAACAAGUGAAGUA
Cercocebus atys (sooty mangabey) is the source of this 4473-nucleotide messenger RNA. Its product is annotated as actin-related protein 2/3 complex subunit 4. The transcript has 12 exons. NCBI's taxonomy places the organism in Eukaryota, Metazoa, Chordata, Mammalia, Primates, Cercopithecidae. Gene Ontology annotation, molecular function: actin filament binding. The record is from RefSeq and is a predicted model, not a curated record. Gene Ontology annotation, biological process: cilium movement; cilium assembly; protein modification process. The coding region runs from base 1623 to 4019 and encodes 798 amino acids. Gene Ontology annotation, cellular component: Arp2/3 protein complex; actin cytoskeleton; cilium.